Molecule: messenger RNA, 633 nt
Organism: Micromonas pusilla CCMP1545
Lineage: Eukaryota; Viridiplantae; Chlorophyta; Mamiellophyceae; Mamiellales; Mamiellaceae
Exons: 1
Coding region: 1-633 (210 amino acids)
Source: RefSeq, a predicted model, not a curated record
AUGGCGAGCGAGAAUGACGACGACGACGACGCGCGCGACGCGCGCGUCGCGGCCGUCGCCACGACGUGCGCGCCGUGCGAGCUGCGCCCGCGCGCCUUCUUCGUCGCGUGGAGCGGCGUCCUCGCGCUCGCGUUCGAGGGGUUCCCUCCCGCCAUCGCGUCCGCGAAGCGCGCGCUCGACGCGACGCUCGGCGCGUCGCUCCCGGCGGAGAACCCCGGGUCGAGGUGGGCGAAGUGCACGCUCGGGUGCCUGCGCGACGGCGUGACGCUGACGCGCGAGCAGCUCGCGGCGCUGACGCGCGCUUGCGCGCGAUUCGAGGACGCGCUUCGAUCGCCGACGAGGAGGCGUAUAAGUAGGAGCGACGACGAAGACGACGACGAAGACGCGACGACCGCGAACGGCGGCCGCGUCGCGGUGGACCGCCUCUCGAUCGUGCGAUACGCGUGCCGCUCUCUCGAGCGCGUCGCGAGCGAGCGCGUCGUGGCGUGCGAAGGAUGGGCGAGGGCGAGGGCGAGGGCGGGAGAGGGAGAGGGAGAGGACGGGAAAGAGGAGGAGGAGGAGGAGGAGGAGGAGGCGCGUUCUAUACACUGGUCCCCAUACGACCCCGUUCGCGUGGUGGACGCCGAUCCUUAA